This is a messenger RNA of Abrus precatorius (Indian licorice), 4316 nucleotides long. Its product is annotated as E3 ubiquitin-protein ligase SGR9, amyloplastic. Bases 1036 to 1887 code for a protein of 283 amino acids. Gene Ontology annotation, biological process: protein ubiquitination. NCBI's taxonomy places the organism in Eukaryota, Viridiplantae, Streptophyta, Magnoliopsida, Fabales, Fabaceae. The transcript is spliced from 2 exons. Gene Ontology annotation, cellular component: cytoplasm. The record is from RefSeq and is a predicted model, not a curated record. Gene Ontology annotation, molecular function: ubiquitin protein ligase activity.
GCGGUAAUUUAAACUGAAACAUGUCACUCGCUCUUUUAUGGCCGGAACAGCAAAAGAUCACACAAAUUUUCAGGUACGGAAACUAGAUAGCUCCUGUACUCACAAAAUUAUCAAGCUUUACUGCGUGCAAAAGUGACAAGAGGAACAAGCCAGGGCAUGGGCCAAGGGUGGAACUUUCUCUUCUGCUUGUUUUGUUGACAAUAAACAAAAUCGGUCGAGAGACAACAUCUGAAAGGGAUAACGAAAAGCACAAGAGUAAGAAACGUGUUUGCACUGGACAUCAACGUGUGGACAAGCGCUGCCAUUUCAUUAUGUUCCAUCUCCACAAGCGUCACACCAGUGUUAGUUAUUUCCACAUAACCUUUCCAGAUUACUGUCCAAAAAUGACUAAAUCAGGUAAUAUGCAAUCUAAUCUAUCUAACUUCCAUUUUAAUCUUACAAAUCAAUAUUGAUAUUUUCUUCCCUUUUUUUUCCAUUUAUUCAUGCUUGGCCUUCGAUUUUAACAUGCAAUGGAUAUCGAUAGUUUUGAAGCAUUAAUGAUUGAUAGUAUCAAUCAUAGAUAUUAUUAACAAACGCGAAUAUACUGAUAGAGACCAGUAAAUAUCUCCUCCAUAUAUUGUCUUCCUGUUACAGCUAUUUAUUACUUCCUUUAGUUUGAUACAUACCCGACAAUUAUACAGUUUUGCUAAUUAAAAUUAGUACCUCCUCUAGUGUUUGCGAAAUCAUUGUUAGUAUAAUUAAACACACAGAAAGAUGGGUAAAAAGAAGUCAGGUACUGACGUAACCAAUCACAAGUUCCUAAAUAUAUAACAGACAACCGACCAAAAAGAUAUAGUAACAGAGUACACAUACAAUGGGUAGAAAAAGGAACGUGAAGGAAGGACACAUUGGUCAAUACAAGCAAGAACUAGUUGUCUAUUUAUUAUAGUAAUAAUCGCUAACACACACACACACACACGUAGAUGAAAAGCAACAUUCUUCUUCCGUAGUUGAGCGUGUAAAAAGCCAAAGUUCAAUUAGGCACAUGAUCCCACAAUGGAAGAAACAACAACAACCAUCAUGGCUGCACUCUCCACCCUCACUCCUUCCAAGUUCUCAGAUCUUACCCACUCCAUUCUCUCAGCCACCCACCACCACAAUCACCGCCUCUCUACCCUCCUCUCUUCCCCAACUCUUUUUUCUUUAACGCUUCACCAUCUUCACUCUCUCUCUCUCCCCCAAAAGACCCUUCUCAUUGCCCGCCACCUCCUCUCAUGUCUCCACCACCUCACCCGCCACAUCCAACCACACAGCGCCACGUCACCGCCGCUUCCUCCGCCGUUGUCCACCGCCAUCAGGCAGCGUGAGCUCGACGCCGUUUUGCUCCUCCUUUUGCUCUGCGAAACACACAAUCACACUCCAGAAGCCCUCGACGCACCCUUUUGCGAUUGGAGGGGAAAGUUGAUCAACCUUUUCACUGAGACAUUGCUGACGCUUUCUUGUUCUCCUUCUGCACCACCCCUUGGGGCGUGUGAAGGGACGAUCUUGAUUCCCUUCGUUGAGACGGUGAGCCGGUGCUGGAGACUGGUGGGUUCGCUGGGUUGUGGAGGCGGUGAAGGGAAGGAAGUGAGGGAGGUGGCAGCGUCGGCGGCGACCGUGGUGGCACUGCCGGCGAUGGAGGUGAUGGUGGGUGGGAGAGAGUGCGUGAUAUGCAAAGAGGAGAUGAAAAUAGGGAGGGACGUGUGUGAGUUGCCAUGCCAGCAUUUGUUUCAUUGGAUGUGCAUUUUGCCGUGGCUGGGUAAGAGGAACACGUGUCCUUGCUGCAGGUUUCGGUUACCGUCCGAUGAUGUCUUCGGAGAGAUCCAACGGCUCUGGGAAGUCUUGGUUAAAAUGGGUACCAAAGGAUAGGCUAGCUAGGAUGAUUCCUUAACCCUAUAGUUAAUGUUGGACAAUCAUUUUUAUUUGUUACUUCACAAAUGAAUUCAAGGAAGCACUAGAUGGCGCAAUUUGUCAGGAUCAAAGGGAGGUGGGGCCCACAAUCUAAGGCUCGUGAUAUUUGUGAUGAGAAGAGGAUCAAUGUAAUGGUUUGCAUGUGUGUUUGGUGUUUAUGUUUUUGACCUCAGACAGGGACUCCUGUGGUAGAGAGGCCAGAGGGUAUGACUGUGUGGCCAAAUCAAUGGAAGGAUAGAUAGAGUACAAGUGUGAGGUUCAUAAUCAAGUAAUCUUGCAUGUAUAAUGUUAAGUAUUAGUACUCAGACAGAUAUUAUCAUAUGUCCAUAGAUAGAAUCAUAAAUUGCAACGACUUUCAGUUUCACAAUGUGUGCCUCGUUAUUGCCUCUUCAUUUGCAUUAAUUGCUUAUUUUCAGUUGGCCCAUUAUUUAUGGAUUUAUGUCAAUGAUUUUGAUGUGCCCUAAAAUGGACAAACAAAUCCAAGUUGCUCGGCGUUCUCCUUUCACCGAAGUUUCAUUUCCUCUCCUUUCUGCAGCUUUCUUUUAAUAAAAUCUAACCAUUCAAUUUUUAUAUUCUUCCAUAAUCAAAUGAGCAAGCCAAAGUAUGUAAACGCAUCCUUCUAUCUUUCUACUAAAACCCCUUCUUGACUGUAUUAGAACAGUCAUGUUAACUUUAUUCCUAAUUCACCAUUUGCUACCUUGCCAAACUAAGACAAAGGAAAAAGUUAAGCACAUCACUUACCUUGGACAUUACACUUUACUCAAAUUUUGUUAACUAUCAUUAUUCUACUCUUAUGCAAAAAGUGUAGGAAAUAAACUGAGAAAAAGGAAGAAAUAUUUUAUUUGGGUCAGGGUGAGGAAAAUAAUUGAAGAAUGGAAAGAGCUUUUUCCAUUUUUAGAAAGGUAAGGGCCGAAGGGGGGAUUGAGGGAAUAAAGUUGCGGAAGAAGCCCAAUACUUAUCCAUCUAACGAAAACAUUGGUUUUUUGUGGAAUUAAUUGGGCAAUCAUCAUUUAGCCCAUAAAUAGAUGGAUCCUAUACUCUAAGGCGGAUCCGUCCAUUUAUUCAAAUAUUUGAUUUUUAUUAGACCAAAAAAACAAUUUACGAUAUUAUUUUUAAAAUAAUUUUUUAUUUCACAACUAAUUUUUUUAUUUGAAUUUAGUCCUUCACGAUUUUAAUUUCUACAAUAAAAUUCUUCUAUCGGUUUUUGAGUUUUUAUUUUCACUUAAAAUUAAGAAAUUCUAAAUGCUUAUUUUCUUGGAACCCUAUCAUCAAAUCCCAUAAAAUAAAUUUAAUUUUAUCCAAAUUUUAAAUUUGAAAUAUUUCAAAUCAUUUCUAUCUCAAAUAUAUCAUAUAUAAACAUUCAUUUUUUUAAUAGAAAAUAAAGAUGCAGAUUUGGAGUAAAAGAAAACUGAUGGACGGACUUAAUUAUAAUCAUUUAAGAGAUUAGGGGAUUCAAUUCAAACAAAAACGUAACUAUUAUUUCUAGCUCUUCCGCUGCAAAACAAUUAUUUAUUGGGAAAAAAUAUCAGAGUUUAUUGUGCUUUAAAUAUUUGGCAUACAAUAUGCACAACAUCAAUUAAUCAUGGCUUCCUUUUCUUUUUCUGAAUGGCUGUCAUCACGUAACAACAUCUCAAUCAUCAUUUAUUCAAGUUUAUGUAUAGUUUACAAUUUUUUUUACAGUCGAGAAAAGACCCAUACCUUUUUCCUUUUCCUUCAGAUUACACAAUAGAAAAUGCCCAUAGACUAAUAUACCCUGUACCCAAGAGAUAUAAGAAAAAGAUCUCUCAAUUUGAAAUGAGCAAGAGCCAGUUUGUUUAUCAUUCAAAAUUAAUUUUGUACAUUUUCUUAGACUCAAAACUCCGUUGCAAUGUAGAGUAUUAAAAGGAGAAAAUUUUCAAUUAUGUAAAAAGGAAAUUAGCUGACACAUAGAAACAAGGCACUAAAAUCUAUACCUUCUCCAACUCAUUCUUAUAUUAAGUUGAAUGUGAAUGCCUCUUUUGAUAUAAAUGGUAAGAUGAUGACAUAAUCAAUUGACUCCCUAGAAGCCAUUGCAAUAAGAGAAGGCCUGACUUUCUUGUCUACUUGGAACUUCAAUUAUGUAUAUGUAGAGGGAAAUUCUCAAUUGAUUAUCCAGGCACUUAAUGAGAGAGCUUCAUUUUUGUCAGCAAUGGAAUUUUUACUAGAAGAUAUCAUAAAGUAUAGUGAAAACUUAGUUCAUGCACCUUUCAUUGGACAGAACAACACAAAAAUAGAGUUGUUAAUGCUUUGGCAAAUUUUGGUAGAAAUAUAAAUUGUUGGAUGGACAUUCCUCCAUCGUUUAUUUUAGAUGCACUCUCUUUUGAUAUUUAAUAAAUUUGUAUCUUAGCAUUAAAAAAAAUGUUAAACAG